Messenger RNA from Letharia lupina, 1251 nucleotides. RefSeq lists its product as uncharacterized. NCBI's taxonomy places the organism in Eukaryota, Fungi, Ascomycota, Lecanoromycetes, Lecanorales, Parmeliaceae. The record is from RefSeq and is a predicted model, not a curated record. The coding region runs from base 1 to 1251 and encodes 416 amino acids. The transcript is spliced from 3 exons.
AUGACUCUCGCCGUCUUCCGGCGCUAUAGUGUUCUAAAUACAGGGGGUUCUUCAGGGGUUACCUGGGGGAGAACGAGGAAGCACUUGUCACCUCAAACAGGAAGACAUGCUCCCUCGAUGACAACGGCAAGUGACUCGGAAGCCUUCAGUCCCGUGCAAGGAUACACGAGAUGCGGUCGGCGUCUCUACGAUCUAAAGACACCUUCGCUUUCAACGGUAACGCCUACCGCCAUGUCCUCCUUUCUCAAUUUCGUCUAUUCACAAAUCUUCGUCGCCCUCCCCUACCCCAAGCAGGACCUCACGGACCAAACCAUCAUCGUCACUGGCGCUAACACCGGCCUCGGCCUCGAAGCCGCUCGACACUUCACACGUCUCAACGCGUCCAAAGUCAUCCUUGGCGUCCGGAGCCUCGAGAAGGGCGAAGGAGCCAAGAAGUCCAUAGAAGAAUCCACGGGGCGCUCGGGCGUCGUGGAAGCAUGGCGACUCGACCUUUGCAGCUAUGAAUCCGUCAAGCAGUCUGUGCAGCGUGCGCACGGGUUGCAGCGACUGGAUGUUGUAGUGGGAAAUGCGGGGAUCGCGCCCUCCACGUUUGCGAUGGCGGAAGACAAUGAGAGCAUGGUUACGGUCAACGUCAUCAGUACUUUCCUGUUGGGUCUGCUGAUUCUGCCGAAACUGAGAGAGACGGCGGCGAAGUUCAAUGUGCAGCCGCAUCUUACGGUUGUUUCGUCAGAGGUGCAUAUGAUGGCGAAGUUCGAAGAGAGGAAGAAUCCAGAUCUCCUAAAGACGCUUAAUGACAAGAACACGACGGACAUGGGAGACAGAUACCAAGUCUCCAAGCUUCUCCAAGUCUACUGCGCCCGCGAACUCGCCGCCCGUCUCAACAAGACCGGUAAAUCCGACGUCAUCGUCAACUACCUAAACCCAGGGAUGUGCCAUUCUUCACUAUCGCGGGACGGGCCCUUCUUCCUGGAGGUUCUGAAAUUCUUCCUGGCGCGCUCGACGGAAUAUGGGAGUCGAGCACUCGUGAGUGCUGCGACGGCGGGGGAAGAGACCCAAGGGGCGUACCUUAGCGACUGUCACGUUGCCCAGUGGGUCUUCCUUCCUCGACGGCAUUGCUGCGAGGGAUUUGCUGAUGCGGAGAACAGGCCGGCUCCGAUGGUGUUGGAUGAGCCCGAGAUGCAGCAGAGGGUGUGGGAUGAAGUUUCGGCGAAGUUGGAGAGCAUUCGACCAGGAAUCAUGGCGAGUGUCUAG